This is a messenger RNA of Spea bombifrons (plains spadefoot toad), 2527 nucleotides long. It is a transcript of the gene ZC3H14, whose product is annotated as zinc finger CCCH-type containing 14. The record is from RefSeq and is a predicted model, not a curated record. Bases 94 to 2238 code for a protein of 714 amino acids. Gene Ontology annotation, cellular component: cytoplasm; nucleus. Gene Ontology annotation, biological process: regulation of mRNA stability. Lineage: Eukaryota; Metazoa; Chordata; Amphibia; Anura; Pelobatidae. The transcript has 17 exons. Gene Ontology annotation, molecular function: poly(A) binding; metal ion binding.
UCAGCUCUCCCCCCGUCGCGGCCGCUCUGCCCGGAUAUCUUUCCCCGGCAGCCCGAGGACCGUGUACCGGCUGCACCGGUCUCAGCUGUUACCAUGGAGAUCGGGACGGAGAUCAGCAGAAAGAUUCGGACGGCCAUCAAGGGCAAACUCCAGGAGCUGGGCGCGUAUGUCGAUGAGGAACUGCCGGAUUACAUCAUGGUCAUGGUGGCCAAUAAGAAGAGUCAAGAACAGAUGACCGAUGACCUUUCCCUCUUCCUCGGGAGCAACACUUCCAGGUUUACCACAUGGCUGCAGGGGGUCCUCGAUAAGCUGCGCUCAGCCGCACCAGAGUCCAACAGCCUGAAGGCAUCUGAGGCUAUCAUCUUUGAGAGCUCCUUGCCACCGCUGCCAUCCCUGCCCUCGAGUAGAGAGGAUGGGAGGCGAGAUGCGAAGACGGCGGCGGCCUCCAGCACCAGGCACGAGAGGAUUUCUUCUGACAUUGGAGCAGCUGCCCGCCUCAUGUCUACAGUAAAACCCCUCAGGGAACUGUCCCCUUCAGAGGCUGUCAUCGAUAUUAAACUUGAUGUGGACGACCCUUUUAAUGAUGACGUGGCCUGCGUGUCCGAGAACGCCUUUCAGUCCAGGAAGAGACCGGCGGUCGCUUCCACCUACAGAAACGCUCGUCCCACGGCCCAGCUGUACAGGCCCCCCGGCAGCGGGCAGCAAGUGUACCGCGACACGGAGAGCGGCAGCGCUUUACAGCGACUCCCCCCCGGCAGACCCUCUGUCGGGAGACCGGCCGGCACGAACACCAAAGCCCUGUACAGCUCCCGAGAUCCGCCUAGAGUGUCCGAGACCUACAGAUCUACGUUACACACCUCAUCUGCUAGAGUGUCUAUGGAAGAUGAUGGCGCACGGAAGCGGAAGCUCCCCGUAGUAAGUUCUGUUGUAAAAGUGAAGAGGGUUCCUUUUGGUGGUGAAGAAGAACAAGAGGAGGAGGAGGAGGAGGAAGAAGAAGAGGAAGAGGAGGAAUAUAUCACUCACACGACUGGUGUUUCCAGCAGCGUCUCGGUGCCCGCGAGGCCAGAAAGAAGGCCGUCCCUCCCUCCGUCCAAACAGGCAAACAAGAACCUGAUUCUGAAGGCCAUCUCCGAAGCGCAGGACUCUGUGACCAAAACAACCAGUUACACCACAGCCAUAGCAGCUCCCCAAAAGCAAACAGUGCCCGUGGCCCCGAGGGCUCGUUCGGAAGAGGAGCUGAUUCUAAUGAGGAGCCAGGCGGCCAUGCUGUAUUACCAGACAGAUCCGCAGGGAGCACCGGAGCAGAGAGAGCAGCCCGCGGCAGGCGUGGAGAUGCUUCCCACCGGAGCGGAGAUAGCAGAAACCAUGUACAGAAGGGACUUGUUCUCCAGGCUUCAGCCGGACCCCGAGGAGCCUCCGCUCAAAAGACAAGACCCCCGAGAGGCUGAAACUCUCAGACCCGUGGACAGCAGAUCCUUCAUUCUGAAGAGAACGAAACUCUCUGCUCCGCCGCCCCAGAACAUCGCGGCUCAACCAGCAGGCGAGAUCCAACCCCAGCCAGGCCGUCUUAUUCAGCCGAGGGAAGGAUCCACCUAUGAGAAACCAGCAAGCCCCAAGUUCAUUGUGACAUUAGAUGGAGUCCCCAGCCCCCCUGGGUACCUGUCAGACCAGGAACCAGAGGAGGAACCCAUGUGUUUCACGGAGGAGGGGGAAACGUAUCCAGAGCCGUACAGCAAGCUGAGCAGAGCGGAGCAGAGUUAUCCGACGCAGCUCCUGCCAGAGCCGCUCCACGACACAGACGUGUUAACGGAGACCAAGGAGAAGAUUAACGAACGCUGCAAAUAUUGGCCGGCGUGCAAGAAUGCGGACAGCUGUACUUACCACCACCCCACGGCGCCAUGCAAGGCUUUCCCCAAAUGCCGAUUCGCUGAUAAGUGCUUCUUCAUCCACCCGAACUGUAAAUACGACGCGAAGUGCACCAAAGCCGAUUGCCCUUUCACGCACGCCAGCAGGCGUUUACCUGCAGCUCCGCUAAAGCCAGUACAAGGUACGCAUCCCGCCGCUCAGCAGUGCCGUUACUUCCCAGCAUGCAAGAAAACAGACUGCCCGUUCUACCACCCCAAGCACUGCAGGUUCAGCACGCACUGCACGCGGUCGGACUGUAAGUUUUACCACCCGUCAUCCUCGGUUCCACCCCGCCAUGCCCUGACGUGGAUUCGGUCACAAGCCAGUGACUGACUGCGUAGCGGGAGACGGUCUGUCUCUGUAACACCAGCAAGGAGGAGGAAGAAAUCCCACAAUUUACAUAUUUUUGGUUUUACCUUUUUUUUUUUUUCUGUGUUUUUAGAUUCUUAUGUAAAACUGUUGGGGGCGUUUCUGUGAUAUUCUGUCAGGUUUUAUAUGCCGCUGGGUGGGAAAAACCUCAACCAUCGACCUCAAUUUUUUUCCCCUGUAUUUUUAUAAACAAACUGGAACGUUGCUUGUUGUAAUCUGACUGCCCUUCAUAAUACAUUUUAUUUUUAAAAUA